Molecule: messenger RNA, 1170 nt
Organism: Kalmanozyma brasiliensis GHG001
Lineage: Eukaryota; Fungi; Basidiomycota; Ustilaginomycetes; Ustilaginales
Product: protein of unknown function DUF2040
Exons: 1
Coding region: 1-1170 (389 amino acids)
Biological process (GO): regulation of alternative mRNA splicing, via spliceosome
Source: RefSeq, a predicted model, not a curated record
AUGCCUGAACCAGGACCCUCGGCUCCGAAGCUAUCGUUCGGCCUGAAGCCGGCGUUGGCUCCUUCCUCGACAGCGCCCAGGCCAAGCAUCAAAGCUUCCGCGGCAGCUUUCGAUGUCGACACGGACUAUGAGGGUGAGGAUCACCAACAAGCUCCCAAAGCUUCUACAUCAAGAGGCAAGUCAACGGGUCGAAGCAUCGAUCUCCGUGCUCUAGCUCCAGCCAAGUCAGCAGCACCGGCGACUCGUACGGAAAAGAAGAAGCUGCAGGAAGCUGAGCAGCUAGACGCCUCGAUCUUCGAUUACGACGGCGUCUACGAUACCAUCAAGGAUGCCGAACGGAAGGUCAAGCAGGCGAGGACGGACGAAGAUGCGAUCAAGAAGCCAAAGUACGUCGACGGCAUUCUCGAAUCUGCCGAGCAGCGCAAACGCGAUCGAUUACGAGCCGAGGCGCGGACCAUUCAGAAGCAGAGGCAGGCAGAAGGCGACGAGUUCGCCGACAAGGAGGCUUUCGUCACCAAUGCGUACAAGGAACAGCAGGCGGAGCUAGCCAAAGCGGAAGAGCAACAGGAGGACUCACAGCAGCGCGCAUCGAGCAAAGGCAUGGGCUCUUUCUACCGUGACAUGCUCAACGAGACCAACGCAGCAAGAGACGCCGCCAUCGCCGCAUCGCUAGCCAACCAGUCGUCCACGUCCAGUGCUCAAGACUCGCAGCAAGAAGCUCGAGAACGUACCGAUGCGGACCUGGCGAGAGAAGCGAAGGAGAAGGGACUCGAGGUGGAGCUCAACGACGAUAAUCAGAUCGUCGACAAGCGUUCGCUGCUGAGCAAAGGUCUCAAUGUGGUUUCCAAGCGAAGCAAAUCCGGUCGAGACGACCACCUGUCUUCUAGUGGGCACGACAGCCGCGAGUCGAGGAGAGAACGCGAUCAGCGACGCCAAGAGGAGUACGAGGCGCGCAUGAACCGGGACGCACAACGGUCACGCCAGAGCGCCGUGAUCGAAGAACAGAUGCUAGAGCUCGAACGCAAACGGGCGCUGGAAGAAGAGGAGGCGAAUCGAAGAGAGAAGAGCAAGGUGGAUGCGAAGCGAAACGACAGCGAGAGCAUCUCGGCAGCCAAGCAGAGAUAUCUCGAACGCAAGAGGCAGCGUCUUGCCACUGGACAAGAAUCUUGA